Molecule: messenger RNA, 3807 nt
Organism: Planococcus citri (citrus mealybug)
Lineage: Eukaryota; Metazoa; Arthropoda; Insecta; Hemiptera; Pseudococcidae
Exons: 2
Coding region: 946-3414 (822 amino acids)
Source: RefSeq, a predicted model, not a curated record
AAAAAUAUGGCUCAUGGAUUUCAACACCCGAAGUCUACUCACAUCAACCAGGCUCAGCUCAAAGUUUCAAAACACUCAAAAAAAUGAGAAAAAAAAUGUGAAAAUAGUUCCAAGAAAAAUCUUACCAACAAAGAAAAAUUCCCUCAAAACACGUAGCAUUUUCUUAAAGCACAUCUGGACUAAUUCCCCCUGCAAAAAUACCCAUUCUAGCAAAAAUUAGCAUUCCAGAAUGAUUACAAUAUAAACGAUAUUUUAAAUAGAUAAUUUCGACGAUAGAAUUCAAUUACACGCGGUUGUUGAGGAAACAAAAAAAGAAAUAAAAAAAGGAAAAAAUACCCAACUGCAACGAAAUCUUUUAAAACCCGCUUAAAGGCAAACUUCUCUCUGUUCGGCUGAAAUCUCACCAUUUGCUUUCACAAACACGACCGAUGAGAAACAGAGAGCUAGAUAGCCGAAGAGAGGAAAAAAACCACACAACGUCGAUCAGCUGUUGACACGAUGAGAAUGAAAAAAUACGAAAUAAUUACCCGAACCGUCCAGAGAGGAUUAUGCUGUAAAAAUAAAAAUAUUAAAAAAACACACCGAACGAAAAUAUUUUUCUUGUAAACCUUUUUUUUUUCUACUUUUCCGUAUAUACGAGAAAAGGAUAAAAAAUACUGUUCGCUGAUGCGAUGUAUAGGGCAUUGGGGGCGGGUUAGCAGGCGUUGAAUCGUUUAAUUAAAAAAUACACUAAUCGUUAGCCGCCGCAAAAUUAGAUUUUACUCCGACCAAUCAAAAUGGUUUUACCACACCUUCUACACCACCCAGCUGAAGGUGUUUUGAUAAAUCCUGAUUCCUGAUAACAAACUUACAAUUUUUUUGAAAAUAAAUUAUUCAAGUUUCCCGAUUUCACGUAUUUGUUGAGUACUAAUCUAAUUUGUUGAUUAAAAAUUAAAAUAUGACAUCAUGUCAUUCAUUUGUGAUAAUUGUGGUAAAUCUUUCUCGCGAUUCUUUAACUUGCAAAGACACUGUAAAAAUGCUCAUGAUAUAAUUCUUCAAACUCAGAAGAACAAUAAUAAAGAGAAAGAACCUGAAAAACAUGCAAACCCAAAUAAAUCAUCGGAAUCUUACUCAUGCCCGAUCCAAGAGUGUGAUUUUGUGGGCAAUAAAACCAAAAAUUUUGAUUUACAUUUUACAAAUGAUCACCCGAACCUAGAAAUUGAUAAGAAAGAAAUGAGUUUUCAAAAUGUGGAAGAGUUUAUGACCUGGAAAUCUUCGGUGGAGAAACAGAAUAAGUGUCGAUUCGUUAUUCAUACUGGACGAACAGCGAAGUAUGAAUAUUAUUACUGCCAUCGGUCAGGUCGAUUUACGAGUGAACGCACAGGAAAACGAUUUUUGAAAACCCAAGGUUCAUGUAAAUUUGGUUCUUAUUGUCCUGCCAAGAUUUGUGCUAAAAUAUCGGAUUGUGGGAAGUUCAACGUCACAUUUGUUUCUACUCAUGUAGGGCACCAACACGAUGUGGCCCAUUUGACCAUAUCUCCCAAUACUAAGAAGCAAUUAGCUCAAAAAAUGUUGCUAAAAAUUCCUGAUAAUGUUAUUAUCGAAGAUAUCCAAGAAUCUGUGACCGAUGACAUUCAACGAGUACAUUUAUUGACCAAACAAGAUCUGUACAACAUUCGUCGCGAAUUUAAAAUUCCCAUUGAUGAUUCGAAAAAAGAUGAGAAUGAUGCCAUUAGCGUUGACUUACUAGUACAGCAACUGCGGAAAAAUGACGCAGCCGGAGACCAAGAAAAUGAUUCAUCUAGCGUUCUCUUUUAUAAACCACAAGAUCGUAUUUGUGAAGAGUAUCCAGUUUUCAAAGAAGAAGAUUUUAUGGUUAUCAUCAUGAAUAAUGUGCAGAGUGAAAUGCUGAAGACCUUUGGUCAGGAUGUUAUAACGUUUGAUGGGACUCAUGGUAUGAGCUACGAUUUUCAGCUUUACACUGUUAUGGUACUCGAUGAAAUCCGGCAAGGGUUUCCAUGUUGCUUUAUCAUAUCAAACCGUGAAGACGAAGCUGUACUUACGUUUGCAUUUUCAAAAAUCCGUGAUAAGGUUGGUACUAUCACUGCCAAGGUUUUCAUGAGUGAUAUGGCCACCCAUUUUUACAAUGCUUGGGAAACUGUCAUGGGAUCAACUACGUUUCGUUUAUAUUGCUCUUGGCAUGUUUUAAAAGCAUGGAAUGAUAAUUUAGUAAAAGUAAAGGAUGACGCCAAACGUGAAGAAACCAGUAAUUUGAUUCAAUCAUUUCAGCAAGAACUGGACAAAAAUAGUUUCGAAACUUUGCUCAAGGCUGGAAUGGAAAAACUGCUAAAUGAUGAAGGAACUGUAGAAUUUGCGAAUUACUUCUAUACAAAUUACGUGAAAGAUGAAAAGUUCCAACGUUGGGCAUAUUGUUAUCGUACUCACUCUGGAUUAAACUCGAAUAUGCAUAUUGAGCGAAUGCAUAGAACUAUUAAAUACGUUUAUCUGAAAGCUAAAAAAGUCAAGCGAUUUGAUAAAUGUUUAACGUACCUCCUAAAGUUCCUGCGUACUGAAGUUUUCAAGCAUGUAAUUAUGCAGCUUAAAGGAAUAGUAUCGAUUAAAGUGAAACACCUGAGAAAUCGUCACCGAACAUCCUUAACUUACGAAAAUUCCGUAGCAGUAAAUGUUGAAAACGAAUCUUGGAUAGUCACAUCUCAGUCUGAUGAGAUGGUGAAGUACAAUGUUGAAUGGCAUUCGGCAUGCAAAAGUGAUUGUAAGCUGAGUUGCAGCGAAUGUAAAGCCUGCAUUCAUAACUUCAUUUGUAGUUGUUAUGACAAUUCUAUAACUUGGAAUAUGUGUAAGCAUAUUCACCAGGUUUGCGCGUUCAUUAAUCUUCACGGAAAAAAUCAAGGAGUUCAAGGACAGCAAGCAAUCAUUCUCCCUCAACAAGAAACUGAACGGAUAGAGCCAGAAGAUUGUGUGAUGAAAGAAAUCAUGAAUGAAAUAAAAAAUAAAGAUACCGGAGGUGAUGAGGCUGAACGGAGAACGCAAUCAUUAUUAAUCGAAGAAAUCACGGAAAUGAUAAAAACGCCGGAAGAUAACACGUACUUUACCAAUGAAUUGAUCAAGUUGAAAAACCAUUUCUUGUUGAAAAACUCUGCUGUACAAAUACCUGUUCUGAUGUCGAAGCCAACGGAUGGUGAAAAGAAGACAAAAAUUCAAAAGAAAGCCGAUAGCAGUUCAAAUAUUAUUCCUCAGCGCCGACUGUACUCUACUAAGAAAAAAACCACAUCUAAACGUAAAAAAAUUAUCAAAAAGCCAACGUUGGCAGAAAAAGCUGCUGUUUCUUCCGUAAAUUUUUUAAUUCCGUCACUUCAAGGACCGCAGAAGACUGGAAACGUAAUUUUGCUAAGUCAGAAAGAUGUGAAUGAAUGAAAAAAAGAUGAAAAUAUGUAUUAAGGUACCUAUUAUUAUGUAGUUACGAAAAAGAUUGAUGAAAAAGAGUCCAAAGAAAGAAACUCUAGAGUCUUAGAUAUUAAUUUCUUGACAUGUUGUAUUAUUGAAAUAUUUUAUUUGUAAGGUUUUUACCAUUCAUUAUGUGAUGAAUAAUGUUUUUGGUGCUUUUCGUAAUAAAACAAUCACUUUUUUCACUCCUUUUCUCCAUACAAUUCAUAGAGUAGAAAAUAGAAAGUGAAAAUCAUCUCAAUCCUAAGAUCUACGUUUUCAAACACACUACAGUGUUAUCACUAUUUUCAAUGGGUUGCUAUGGAAACGUACAGCUCGUUUUCAUUGGUCGGAGUAAAAUCUAAUUUUGCGGCGGCUAACGAU